Molecule: messenger RNA, 2322 nt
Organism: Rhagoletis zephyria (snowberry fruit fly)
Lineage: Eukaryota; Metazoa; Arthropoda; Insecta; Diptera; Tephritidae
Source: RefSeq, a predicted model, not a curated record
AUGAGCACCACUGCAACCGUCGACCAGGGCGGCGAAUAUAGCACCAGCGGCCCCGGCAGCAACAACAACAGCAACAACCCACUGCGAGUCUUCGUCUCCGCCAAGAAGGACAUCAAUGACCUCUUCAUCAAGGUGGAGACCUUCGUGAAGAACGUCCACGAGUUCUACCGCUCCUACGGGGACGAUGCGGGGUCGAUCGUCUCCGGCGGGAAGCUGCAGCAGCUGGAGAGCGCCGUGGAGAAGGUGGCCGGCAUUCGAGAUGUCCUCUCGCGCAACCACAUGAAGGUCGCCUUCUUCGGGCGGACCAGCAACGGCAAGAGCACGGUGAUCAACGCCAUUCUCCAGAAUAAGAUUCUGCCCGCCGGCAUUGGCCACACCACCAACUGCUUCCUCCAGGUGGAGGGCACCGACGAGGAGGAGCCCUUCAUCGAGGUGGGCGGGCACCGGCAGGCGAUCGACUCGGUGAAGAACCUCGCCAAUGCGCUGAACAAUGAGAGCAUGAGCAGCGACACGCUGGUGAAGAUCUUCUGGCCGAAGAGCAAGUGCAGCAUCCUCCACGACGACGUCGUCCUGGUGGACUCGCCCGGCACCGACGUCUCCGCCAACCUGGACAGCUGCAUCGACCUCUACUGCCUCGAUGCGGACGUCUUCGUGCUGGUGAGCAACUCCGAGUCGACGCUGAUGCAGACGGAGAAGAACUUCUUCCUGAAGGUGAAGGAGAAGCUGUCGAAGCCGAACAUCUUCAUCCUCAACAACCGCUGGGACGCCAGCGCCCUGGAGACGGACAGCAUGGAGCUGGUGCGGAAGCAGCACAUGACCCGCGACACCGACUUUCUCGUCGACGAGCUGGCGGUGGUGGAGAAGGAGGCGGCGGAGGACCGGGUCUUCUUCGUCUCCGCCCGGGAGACGCUCUUCCGCCGGACGGCGCCGCUGGAGAACGGCGCCUCGCUGCCGAACCUCGCCAGCCUGGCGCAGGGCCACGAGACCCGUUACAGCGAGUUUGAGGACUUUGAGCACGCCUUUGAGCAGUGCCUCUCCCAGUCGGCGGUGAAGACGAAGUUCAGCGCCCACACCGCCGAGGUGAGUCGCCUGACGACGGGCCUGGCCGCCCUGCUCGAAGAGGUGGCCGCCGGGACGGCCCGCCUGCGGGCGGAGAAGCUGGCCACCAUCAGGGCGCACCGCGAGACGGUGGCUCACAUUCAGAAGGCCUUUCAGCUGCUGCACCAGGAGGUGAAGCAGGAGAUCGUCAACCUGAUGAAGGCGGUGGAGCACAAGGUCUGCACCGCCCUCAACGAGGAGAUUCGCCGCCUGGCCGUCCUGGUGGCCGACUUUGAGCAGCCUUUCGCGGGCGAUGCGCAGCCGCUCGCCCUGGCCGCCUACAAGAAGGAGCUGCACGGGCACGUGGAGGCGCGCUUCAUUGCCAACCUGGAGCAGCGCUUCGCCAGCGCCGUCUCCUGCAAUGUGGGCGCGACGCAGGCGAAGAUGCUGGAGGGGGCGCGGCGGCUGCUGCCGCCGGGCACGCUGGAGCGCUACUCCCUCCUCGGCUACAGCAUCGCCCCCCGGGAGGACUUUAAGGUGCACAUUCACCUCAACUGCGAGUCGCUGUGCUCCGAUUUCGUGGAGGACCUGCAGUUUCGCUUCAGCUACGGGCUGGUGCAGCUGCUGCAGUACCUCACCGGAGGAAAGGUGGGGGAGAAUGGUGGAAAUCGCAGUCUGAUGGACAAGAGCUUCACCGAGGGAAAGGGAGUCCAGCUGCCCAGCAACUCGUCCAUUAAUGACUCGGGCAAUGGAAGUGGCAGCAGUGGCGGUGGAAACAGAAGUGGUAAUGGCAAGGCGAUGGUCGUCCAGUUCGCCGCCUCCAACCUCGACCUGAUUGACAAGCUCUCCAGCUCGCGAACUACUAUUACCCUCCUCGCCGUGGGCGGCUGUCUGGUCCGUGUCAUUGGCUGGCACGUCAUCGCCAUCACCAGCACCAUCUACGGCCUGCUCUACGUCUACGAGCGCCUCAGCUGGACGACGCGGGCGAAGGAGACGGCCUUCAAGCGACAGUACGUCGCCCAUGCCACCAAGAAGCUGCGUCUCAUUGUCGACUACACCUCGGACAACUGCUCCGAUCAGGUGAAGAAUGAGCUCACCUCCAGCUUCGUCCGCCUGAACCGCCUGGUGGACAAUGUGAUUGAGGGGCUGCGCAAGGAGGUGGUCGUCCUGGAGAAGGAGGUCGCCUUCCUCGACGAGCAGGAGAAGACGGUGGCGCUGUUGAGGGGCCAGGUGAAGGCCCUCACCGGAGAGCUGCAGGCCUUUACCGGCAAGUACCUCCUCUAA